Messenger RNA from Saccostrea echinata, 1091 nucleotides. RefSeq names its product ubiquitin carboxyl-terminal hydrolase 2-like. The transcript has 11 exons. Gene Ontology annotation, biological process: protein deubiquitination. The record is from RefSeq and is a predicted model, not a curated record. Gene Ontology annotation, molecular function: cysteine-type deubiquitinase activity; cysteine-type endopeptidase activity. Lineage: Eukaryota; Metazoa; Mollusca; Bivalvia; Ostreida; Ostreidae. Gene Ontology annotation, cellular component: nucleus; cytosol. The coding region runs from base 1 to 1014 and encodes 337 amino acids.
AUGUCAGCAAUUCGCAAUGACAAAGUAUUGGGCUCUAGCCAUAUCUUACAACAGGAUAAAAUUAUACCUCAAAGAGAAAUUUCAGCUAAACACACUUUCCAUGAAAAUGAUCAUGCUUUUUAUUCAACUUGGGAAUCAACGGUACAAAAGAGGGAACCACCAAAAGGUCUACCAAACAUAGGAAACACCUGUUACGCUAAUUCCUUGCUUCAGGUGUUAGGACAAACACCAUUUUUGAACGAGAAACUAGUUUCCUGUAUAGACCAUUCAUUGAAACGCUUUGACUAUCAGACGAAAACAACUGUUACGUCUGCUUUUCGGAACCUUUUACGGUCAAUGAACUCCUUGACUUUUGAUCCAAUCCUAGCUGCAGGAAUGAUAUCAGCACUUAUGAAUAAAGUUUCAAGCAGGGAACACGAAUUUCGAAUUGGGUUCCAAAAUGACUGUCACUCCUUUUUUCUAGCUUUGUUAAGUGAAAUAUAUGAUGAAAACCAGGCAAAAGAAGCUACACGUAUAUUUGAAAUAGAAAUGGUGGAUGAAUUUUAUUUUGAUUCCUGUGUACAUAAUGUGGAGGGAGGUUUGGAUUCAUUGCUGAAUGAAGAGGAAUUCGAUGAGGCAGAUGUCCCUUGUAGAAAAUGUGGUUCAGGUGGGAAAGGAAAAACAAGAAAAGCAAUGGCAUUUCGCAUCUUGCCGAAAGUUCUUGUAAUCCAACUCGGGUGUUUUCAAGAGAAAAGUUAUGGCGGACAUCUCCAUAUUGCAAAAUCCCUGCGAAGAAUUGGCUUUGCUGAAAAAUUGAGAGUACCAAAAUCGAAUGGCAGCAGUGUGACUUAUCAUCUGUACGGUGUUGUGAACCAUCAUGGAUCAAUACAUGGCGGUCAUUACACGUCAUUUGUUAAAAACCUUUCACCCAACACAGAGCAUUGGUACUAUUGCAAUGAUAGCAAUGUAACACAUUCCACCCUCACAGAAGCUUUGAAAUCUCGGGAUGCGUAUCUCUUGUUCUUCAAAAUGUGAUAUUUUAAAAAAAAAUUAUUUUAUUCCGCCAUUUUGUUUUAGAUAAAAGGUAUUUUGAACUCCUAUUAUUUUCCCUU